Clarias gariepinus (North African catfish) is the source of this 1162-nucleotide messenger RNA. RefSeq names its product HAUS augmin-like complex, subunit 1 (gene haus1). The transcript has 9 exons. The record is from RefSeq and is a predicted model, not a curated record. Gene Ontology annotation, cellular component: cytosol; HAUS complex. NCBI's taxonomy places the organism in Eukaryota, Metazoa, Chordata, Actinopteri, Siluriformes, Clariidae. Gene Ontology annotation, biological process: spindle assembly; centrosome cycle. Bases 142 to 978 code for a protein of 278 amino acids.
AUGUUUUUUGCCAACUGCCAUAAAACAACAAAAGAAGGAGAAGAAGUUAGGGCGGGAUAUUUUAGUGUUUGUGUACACUGGCAUAUAUCAGAGUUUACAUUGAGAUCAGUGGCUUUAAUGUAAGGUUUCAUCAGGAGAAUCAUGUGUGAAAAGAACAAGAGGGUGAGCCGGUGGCUCGAGACGGUGUUCGGUGCUGAAGGAGUUCCGGAGUUUGAGGUGAACACGCGCACGAUCGAGCUGCUGGACCAGCUGGCGCAGAGCAGCGAGCUGCGGAGUGAAGAAGUGUCUUUACUCACACACCACUACAGACACACAGCUGCAGAGUACAACAGCGAUGCCACCAACAUGCAGAAAGUGCUACUUCAGGGUGUCGGGCUUCAACCUGGAAGUGUUAGCAAAUCCACCUCUGAUUUUUUGUCUGUGUUAGAGGGCAUUGCUGAGGUCCUAAAAGUUAGAGACACAUCCAUGGGAAGCUUUGUUCCUGCAAUUAAUAAAUUGACCAAUGACCUGGCUGAGGCAGAGAAGAUUGACAGAAAGUUGGGGCAGGAGCUCGCUGCUGUGAGGAAGAAGAUGGCUGCCACGAUGAUUCUCCGGAAGAAACUUCAAGAGGACUUGAAGAAGAUUGCACAGGUCCAGCAGGUUGAGGCUGCUACAGCUGAAGAGAGGCUGCUCAAUAUGGACUUCAUGAAAAACAAAUCCAAAGACUUGACCUACAGAAAUAAAAUGGCACAGGACAAGCUGGCUUCCAGACAGAUGAAAGACUCAUUCACUCAUCAGUCUAUCAUGCAGCUCGCAGAAAAAAUCACAGCGCUGAAACAGGAAAUUGCACCACUGGUGAAGAAACUGGAGCCUUAUAAUGACCUGAGCCCUAGUCCUGCUCUAGCUCGGGUUGCAAUUGAAGAAGUAAAAAGAGAGCUGGAGGCUCUGGAUGCUGCCUUAGAGCAGAAGGUUGAUUUGAUGAACACUUUAUCUAGGUGACUGAUUGAAGAAUUAAGCAUAUUAACAGCACUUUUAGUUUUCUUACUGAACUUUUUCCCCCCCUAGCCUUCAUUGUCUGUUCAAGCAUGUAAAAAUAAAAUCCAUUUUCAAUGAAUCUCAUUUUUUUAUUAAUCAGUGUUACUUUAUACAUGAUAUGUGUAUAAUAAUAAAGAAUAAAACAAAA